GUUGAGAAGGUUGUAGAGCCCCGCCCUAGCCCGAAGAGUGCGCCACUCAAAACAAAGGGUGAGGCCAAAGCCCUUGAGAAUGGGGCAAGCAAAGCUGCGCCAGCCCAAAACAAGAAGGCAGGAGGAGAUGCCAAGGGGAAGGCAGCUGCUAAGGCUGACAAGGAUGCUCCUAAGCCAAAGAAAGAGAGGAGGGUCUUUGACAUGCCAGGGCAGACCAGGGAGACCCCUGAUGAGACGGAUCCCUUGCGGAAAUUCUACACAUCUCUGAAGGAGCAACGGCCAGACAGCGCCAUUGCCAAGAAAUGGUUGUUACAAACCGGUCUUCUACCACUGGAGGAGGCACAGGAGGAGGUUGCCAAAGGGAAGAACAACAAGUCGCCCUCGAAGCCGUCGAGGAAAUCAGGCAGCAGCGCGGGCGGCGCCACGGGCCGCAGCGGGGGUUCCGCCAGCGCAGGGGCCUCCCGCAAGGCCAAUGGCAAGAAGCCGGCCGCCAACGGUGGCGCCAAAUCAGGCGCCAAACCGGGCGCCAAGAAGCGGAAAGCAGAGUGGAGCGAGGGUGAGGAGGAGAGCAGCAGCGAUGAGGAGUUCAACAGCGAUGACGAGGUCCCCCUUGCACAGAGAGCCAAGGCCAAAAAGCCCGUAGCCAAGAAGCCUGCCCCGGCCAAGCGACCCGCCAAGAAGUCUAAGGAUGUGGCAUUUGCAGAUGGGGGCUUGGGGGACCCAGGAUCUGACUCGGAAGAUGACAUACCCAUUGGACAACGAAUGAAGAAAUGAGGGAUUCACUGCACGACUUGUGCUGCCGUACCUACAGACGUAGACUAGCGAACGUUGCAAGACGAAUUAACCGAAAGAGAACGCAGACAGCAAGGCAGGGCGCGUGCAAUAGAAACAUGCAGUAUAUGCCGUGCAGACUAGUAUUGUUGCCAUUGAACGAGACACUUCAGCAAUCAUUUCUGACCCUUAAUAUUUCACUGUAUAUCUCUACUGCCACCUUGGCACAUGCAUGCCUGUACAUGUAGUGCGAGCUGACAAGUGCCAGUGGUGGAAUUAUGACAUUUCUGACCACGAGUCCCAUGACGUUAUCAUGGCGGCAUCACAACCGCAGUGUAAAUCUCACUGG
Messenger RNA from Coccomyxa subellipsoidea C-169, 1120 nucleotides. RefSeq lists its product as hypothetical. The coding region runs from base 202 to 774 and encodes 190 amino acids. The transcript has 6 exons. The record is from RefSeq and is a predicted model, not a curated record. Lineage: Eukaryota; Viridiplantae; Chlorophyta; Trebouxiophyceae; Coccomyxaceae.